AUGGACAUUUUCAAAGGUGGAAUCCAAUCUCGUGACCAGAGCCAUAGCUCCAUAGGUAUACCUGAUACUCUCCUCCCCGCCCUUGUGCAAACCACUGACUGGUGAGUAAUUGCGACAUGGCUUGUUACAGUUGUGGAAGAAACAAGGGGGAUCUGAGAACCUCUCUCAGAAAAUGUUUACAUUUUAAAGUUCCGAUCCAGGCCUCAUUUCUGGCUUUCCCCAAGCACAUCCUAGUAAAUCCAUUACUGUAUAUUUGUUUAUUGUAACUCGUUUUUGCUCAUUUCUAGAUACAUCUCCUGCUCCAGAAUGGGCUACAAACACAGGUAAGCAACCCGAAGAGCAGCCCGAAUCAAAUCAAAUACUAAAUCAGAUCACAUGAAGUUAGUCAUCUAUAAGCCUGGUGUUAAUGGCUGCGCCGGCAUGGUCUAAGUUCCAUUCGAAAACUUGCUAUCUGCACAAAAAUAAAAUCUACAGGCAUGAGCUACAGAAAGCCCCUGAGUAAUAAGGCUUUUUAGGUUUUUGGAGUUAAACUCCGAAGGCCGACUGUACAAACGCCAGAUAGCCCUAUUGUCCAUUGACUGGUAUAACUUACAUUAAACUUUAGUAUAUAAAAAUUCAGGUAUCGCAAAACUGAGACUGUGUAUCCAGGCUAAUAAUCAUCUUUCCACACAGAUUGUCUUUACUUAAACGGCAGCAGUUACCACGGCAACAUAUCUGUGACAGCCUCAGAUAUUCCGUGUCAAUCAUGGACAGAGCAAUGUCCACAUCGUCAUACCAUGAACGAUACAUAUCCAGAACUGAAUAACGCUAAGAAUUAUUGUCGAAAUCCUCAGAACUCAGGACAACGACCUUGGUGUUUUACUACAGAUAGGAACAAGAGAUGGGAGUACUGUGAUAUCCCUAAAUGUAUAUCAGGUAUGCGGUAAUAUUGUACUAUGAUAACCCUAGAUGAAUACCAUCAGAGUUGAUGAGAAUUUUUUCCCGUUUGACCGGUAAUAUUAGUCAACUCUCAUCAUGCAAACUCUCACUUGUCAACUCUCAUCAACUCUUAUCCUCGUUUGACUGGGACAUGAAACAUGUAAUACUUUUCUGUCUUGUUUAGUUGAUGGUAAUUACAGUAACUGGUCAUUAAACAGUACGUGCAAUGUAAGUUGUGGUGAAGGUUUUGAAACAUGGACACGAGAAUGUAACAACCCUGAACCAAAGUAUGGUGGAAGAAACUGCAGUCAUUUAGGAGAACCUGUUGAGUACAGACCAUGUUUGGCAAAGCCUUGCCCUGGUAAGUGAAAUCAAUUUUUUUAUUAAAUACUCAAAUAAAAGGCGACAUUCUUUGCAGGGUUGGAGCACUCUCCUCCGAAGAGGUUACUUUGGGCAAGAUUGGGCAGAGGCGGAUCUACCGGGGGAGCUUAUUUUCAAAUCAUCGGGGAGAUUAUUCCAGAAAACGGCGCCACGGUAGCCAAAACACCUCUUGCCGGCUUCCGUCCUGGGUCGACGCGAUAGUGUUGUUUAAGCUGUUGAACGCAUGGAAUGGAACAAAAGUAACUUUGCAUUAGAAUUAUGCUAAUGUUUUAUAUUCAUAUCUUUAGUUGACGGUGGUUACAGCAACUGGACUUUGAGUAAGCCAUGCAGUGUUUCAUGUGGUGAUGGAGUGGAAAUAUGGCGACGUUUUUGUAUUAAUCCUGAACCAAAAUACGGCGGUCAUAACUGUAGUGGUCUUGGAAACUCGGCUCAGUUUAGAAAGUUAAACUGUAGCAGAAAACCAUGUCCAAGUUAG
Paramuricea clavata is the source of this 1774-nucleotide messenger RNA. NCBI's taxonomy places the organism in Eukaryota, Metazoa, Cnidaria, Anthozoa, Malacalcyonacea, Plexauridae. The record is from the annotation of a GenBank genome assembly.